CUCUGAUGUAGCCGUUGUAUCAUUCUUCAACUCUCUACGGUUCUUUUCGUCAAUCCAACGUCAACCGCUACUUCCUACUCAGACCUCGCCGCUACCUUGUUUGUUCGAGCGGCAUCAUCCUCUUCUACGCCGUAACAGGCCUCUAUCGCACUCUCCCAACUCACUCCUCUCCUACGCACCUCACAUCUAAGGCAAAAUGUCGUCCUGGCCGAACGAUCCGGGAUUCGACACCGACUAUGAACAAACUACUCCUGUCCAACUCACUAUCAAAGGACACAUUCCAUCAUACGCAGCAGGCGUCCUCUACAGAACGGGCCCUCUCGGAUACAAAGUCGAAACUUCGAAAGGUAAUACUUGGGCUGCCAAUCAUUGGUUUGAUGGGCUCUCUGCCGUACAUAGAUUUCAGAUCGAAUGCCCCAAAGGUGGCUCUCCUCGAGUGACAUACCGCUCAAGAAGAGUUGUAGACAAGAUGCUAGAAAUUGUGAAGAGGACUGGAAAGAUAGACGGCAUUACAUUUGGAGCGAAGCGCGAUCCAUGUAAGGCCUUCUUCAAGAAGGUCAUGAGCAUAUUUGUGGCCGAAAGGGAAGCGGGGAAUAUAGGUGUGACCCUAUCAAUCAACAUGCCCGGUGGCGGUUACACCCCGAGUGAUGAGAAGACUUCCAUAGUUAAUGGACAUAGCGCCGGUAUAGAGACGCUGCAUGUCAAGACCGAUGCGAACGUAUUCAGGAGAAUUGAUCCAGAGACUCUGGAGCCUGAGGGAAUCGCUAGCCAGAGAAGUCUCCACCCCGACCUAAAAGGCCCGUUCUCAUGCGCUCAUGCGAAAUCUGAUCCAAAUACUGGCGACAUCUACAAUUUCAACCUCGAUUUUGGACGUGCAUCUACCUACCGCAUAUUCUGUACAUCUGUGUCGACCGGCAAAACCACAAUUCUUGCCAAAUUUUCCGGGACACCGGCGUAUAUCCACUCGCUUUUUCUCAGCGGAAACUAUGUCGUUUUGUGCGUCUGGAACAGCCACAUCGCCUACAAUGGCUUAUCAGUAUUAUACCACAAGAACGUCGUGGAUGCCAUCGAGCCCUUCGAUCCUUCCAAGAAAGCAGUCUGGUACGUGGUCGAUCGCCGCCAUGGUAAGGGACUCGUAGCAACAUAUGAAAGCGACCCAUUUUUCUGCUUCCACACCAUUAACGCCUGGGACGAACCCUCAUCCAACAAUACAAACGAGACCGACAUCAUCUGCGAGUUGUCGCUCUAUGACAACCUUGACCUAAUCCACCGCUUCUACUACGAUAAUUUAAUUAGCUGCGGCAAAGGCCAUGAAACUUAUGUUGGAAAGAAGAGAGAGACCUGCCUCCCAAGCCUCGCGCGUUUUCGGCUCUCCGCUAUCAAUAGUAGUAUAUCCCCGUCAACCCACCGAACCGCAGAGCUCGUCUACAAAGCCCCUAAACCCCUUUCAUCCGAGCUGCCCACCAUGAACCCUGCCUACAUCACCCGGCCACACCGCUACACCUAUGGUGUAGCCGACCGACUGAAAUCCUCGUUCAUGGAUGGGCUCGUCAAAUUUGACAGCAACACUCAAACAGCGGUGUUUUGGGAGACGGAAGCGCAUACACCAGGUGAACCGAUCUUUGUGGGAGAUCCGGAGGGGAAGGAAGAAGAUAACGGGGUACUCUUGAGUGUGGUAUUAGAUGGAGUUAAUGGAAAGAGUUAUCUAUUGUGUCUAGAUGCGAGGACGAUGAAGGAGAAGGGAAGAGCGGAAAUGGAAGGUCCAAUGGCUUUCGGGUUUCAUGGAGCAUUCAAAGGAAAUGGAGUGAAGUAUGGUGGGGAUAUAUAAGGGUGAAGGGAGUGACAGUGGUG
This is a messenger RNA of Lindgomyces ingoldianus, 1851 nucleotides long. RefSeq names its product beta carotene dioxygenase. Lineage: Eukaryota; Fungi; Ascomycota; Dothideomycetes; Pleosporales; Lindgomycetaceae. Gene Ontology annotation, biological process: carotene catabolic process. The transcript has 2 exons. Bases 197 to 1828 code for a protein of 543 amino acids. The record is from RefSeq and is a predicted model, not a curated record. Gene Ontology annotation, molecular function: carotenoid dioxygenase activity.